GACGUGGUUUUUCUGCCUUCACCCGGAAAGGCCGGCAUUCGCAGCGCGCGGAGCCGGCGUCCCGUUGGCGCGCUCUGGCCUGUCUUCGGGUCGUCGCUUCGGCCCCGAGGAGCCCUCGCUCGCUGUCUCUGGAGCGGCAGAGAGGAUGGUGCGGGGCAGCCCGGGGCCCGCCGCGCGCCGCCGCGAGUGAACGGGGCCAGGCCGCGGGCGUCCGCGGAGCCGCCGGUCUGUGGGGCGGUUGCUGCUGAUAGAAGCAUGUUCAGCAUUAACCCCCUGGAGAACCUGAAGGUGUACAUCAGCAGCCGGCCGCCGUUGGUGGUUUUUAUGAUCAGCGUCAGCGCCAUGGCCAUCGCCUUUCUCACCCUGGGCUAUUUCUUCAAGAUCAAGGAGAUUAAGUCCCCAGAAAUGGCUGAGGAUUGGAAUACUUUUCUGCUCCGGUUUAAUGAUUUGGACUUGUGUGUAUCAGAAAACGAGACACUGAAGCAUCUCUCUAACGAUACCACGGCCCCUGAGAGCACCAUGACCGUCGCGCAGGCCAGAUCGGCCACCCAGCCACCCCAGUCCCUGGAGGAGUCAGGCCCCAUCAAUAUUUCAGUGGCCAUUACCUUGACCUUGGACCCUCUCAAGCCCUUUGGAGGGUACUCUCGAAAUGUUACACACCUGUACUCCACCAUCCUCGGACAUCAGAUCGGAUUGUCAGGCAGGGAAGCCCAUGAGGAGAUCAACAUCACCUUCACACUGCCUGCUGCUUGGAACGCCGACGACUGUGCCCUCCAUGGCCACUGUGAGCAGGUGGUGUUCACAUCAUGCAUGACCCUCACAGCUGCCGCUGGAGUCUUCCCUGUCACCGUUCAGCCACCUCACUGUGUCCCCGACACAUACAGCAACGCCACACUCUGGUACAAGAUUUUCACAACUGCCAGAGAUGCCAACACGAAAUAUGCUCAAGACUACAAUCCGUUCUGGUGUUAUAAGGGCGCCAUUGGGAAAGUCUACCAUGCGCUAAAUCCCAAACUCACCGUCAUAGUUCCAGAUGACGACCGCUCAUUGAUAAACCUGCAUCUCAUGCACACCAGUUACUUCCUUUUCGUGAUGGUGAUAACGAUGUUCUGCUAUGCAGUUAUCAAAGGCAGACCCAGCAAACUGCGGCAGAGCAAUCCUGAAUUUUGCCCUGAGAAGGUGGCUUUGGCUGAUGCCUAAUCCCACAGCUCCCCAUUUUCUGAGAGACCAAGAACCAUGAUCAUUGCCUGCUGAAUCGGCCAGGGCCUGGCCACUCUGUGAAUACACGAUCUUGCAAUGUUGGGUUAUUCCAGCCAAAGACAUUUCAAGUGCCUGUAACUGAUUUGUACAUAUUUAUAAACAUUGAUCUGGAAAUUGGUCCUGUGAUGCACGUGCUUUGCCCUGGAUGCACCUGAACUCGUCCCCUCACUGAGGGGCAGGAGGGCACAGACAUGGGCUUCUCCAUGUGGUGCCAGGGGGAUGUGGGGAUCUUGCCAGAGCUGAGCCAGAGCUGAGCAAGUCGCGUUCCAGCGCCAGUGGGCCGAGGUUGGCUGCGGCUCUUGUUUCCGACUGGUGUGUUGAGUGUGGGAAGCUGUUUGCACCUUUGUCGGGACACUGCAUUUCAGAAGCCACUAUUCCCUCCGGUGGCUCUUACAUAUCUGUGGCUCAAUGACCAUAUAGUGACAGCAGUAAUUCCUCCUCAGUUUGCUUGCAAGGGAUUUACUGUUCUGCUAGUUAGGACAGGCAUGCUUGUCUCUCCUAGAUAAAAAGGUCGCACACCCAAGUCAUUUCUGUAGUGAAGAGCAGAGUUCCAUUUCUCCACCGGCAGCUGGUAACUGGAGCGCUCUGUUCCCGUGUGCUCCUGGGAGAGACGUUCCUGGCUUGAGAAGUAGCUGUGUAGUGGAGGCACAGGGCGGUGCCAGCCCACUAACUUCACAAGGCAGAGAGAUGGUGGGCUGCUCUAACGCUCACAGCUGGGACUUGUUCUUUUUUUUUUUUUUCUUUUUUUGAGAAAAAGAGAUACAUCUUCUUCAUCUUUUUCAUUUAUUUUUUUUGCAUUCAUUUUUGUAUAUCACACAUCUCCAGAAGGACAAUGACCAUUAUAGGUAUGGAAUGUGGAACCGAAACUGGGGAGAUCUGAAGGAAGGACGCAUGAGGCUCUUGAUGGCUUGCUAGUCAAAACCAGAAGCAUUUUCCUUAGGACAGUUGUGACCCUCUGGUUCCUCUGUCCCAUUGCCCUCUCGUAUUCCAUAUAGAAAAAUCAUUCAUGAUCCCUUCUGCCCGUUAUUUGUAUUUUCAAUGUUUUAGUAUCAACACCUUGCCUUAACAAUCCCCAUGCAGUGUUCUCUCGAGCAGUGUUCCAGACUUGUUGGGUGCGAGGAUGAAUGCAUGUAAGAGUAGCCGUCUGGAGGCUGAGGCAGGAGAAUCUCGAGUUCAAGGCCAGCCUGGGCCACACACUGACACCCUGUCUCUCAAAUGAAGAAAAACUACUUAGGUAUGUCAGCACUUUCGUCUCGUGACUGUAGUUUGUCUCAAUUGGAGUUAACUUGCUAUAUUCUGAAACUUACUGGCCUGGAGAAUUUUAUCCCAGGCAUUCUUAGAUGGAAAACAAUACUUUUGGGUUUUCUUCUAAAUUGAAGCUUGUUAAAAUAAUCACUGUAGUUACCUGAUGCACUAGUAUUGUUUAAAGCAGAGGUGAGUUGCUUCUAAGAUGGCUAAUGUGUGAAUUUAAUUUAGUCUUCUCUGAGACUUGGAGACCCGUGGCUUGGCUGGUAGAAAUGUGUCAUCAGGGCCAUCAAGCUUCAGAUCAAGCUGCUACUGAGUAACAAGACCCAGGAGAGUAAGACUCAAGAAUCACGUUCACUGGUCUGUCCAUCUCAGCUGUCCUUGUGUUAAUGACAGGCAGUGGCUGGGAUCUGUAGGGAGUGGCAAGGAAGAACAUCCCCAAAAUGUUUGGGAUGUGACCCAUCCUGAGGCCAGAUACAUACUUUAAAGCCCAAAUAUUCAUCAUAGCAGGUAGACAGAUGGAGGAUGGCUGGGGAAGGAGGUUGUGGGCUGAAGUUUAGGGGACUGCAGACACAUCUGGGCCUGGUUCUCAGCUGCUCCUUGCUGGUAAACCUCAGAAAUGGAAUGUCAGAGUGGGCCACUAGAGACCUCUGACCCCAGCAGCACUGGCUUGUCCUCAGACGUGGGGUGUAGUCAGAAGUCAGUGACUUCCUGGGAAAUGGUUGUUUCAGAUCAUAUUGAUCUCUUUCCUUUUGUCUUUCACCGUAUGGUAUGACUUGAAUCAGUUUUGAUUCUAUGUGUAAGUUCUCAUCGUUUGGAACCUGGUAUCUCUGUUGUGUUCUUGGCAGUGCAUAGGAACCCAGCCUCCUGUGUUUUGACCCUCCUGCAGGCACUGUGGGACUUGAGGGCAGCAGAUCCAUUUCCCGUCCCUUGCUGCAUGACGGUUCACUAGCUGAUCUGUGAUGGCGUCCCUCCCUCACUGAUUUUCUGUGUUUGAAGUAUGUGCAUAUGUGCUUUACACAAUAAAACAUCUGGAUUUA
This is a messenger RNA of Apodemus sylvaticus (European woodmouse), 3545 nucleotides long. It is a transcript of the gene Tmem248, whose product is annotated as transmembrane protein 248. The record is from RefSeq and is a predicted model, not a curated record. NCBI's taxonomy places the organism in Eukaryota, Metazoa, Chordata, Mammalia, Rodentia, Muridae. The transcript is spliced from 7 exons. The coding region runs from base 256 to 1200 and encodes 314 amino acids.